AUGUCGAAGUCCACAAUGCGCGCUGUCGUCUUCAAAGGCCCAGGCAAGGUUGUCCUGGAAGACCGACCAUGCCCUAAGAUUCAAGCGCCAACAGACAUCAUCGUCAAGGUGGACUACACCGCGCUUUGUGGUAGUGAGCUGCAUGUGUUCCGCGGCCACCAACCCAGCGGGACCGAUUUCAUCAUGGGCCACGAGUUUACAGGUACGGUGGAGGAGGCAGGCGCAGACGUUAAAACAGUCCAGAAGGGGGACAAGGUUGUGAGUCCCUUUACUGUCAGUUGUGGGGAGUGCUUCUACUGCAAGAAGGGGUUCUCGUCAAGGUGCGAGAAGUGUCAGCUGUUUGGCUGCCCAGCGCUGGAUGGUGCGCAGGCUGAAUAUGUGCGCGUCCCCCUGGCGGACUCAACAGUCAUGAAAGCGCCACCUGGCAUUGAAGAGAACAAGCUUGUGCUCAUGGCCGAUAUUUUCCCAACCGGGUAUUUUGCGGCCGCCAACGCUUUCUCCUCGCUCUCAAAGGAGGACAUUGCGGAUGCUACGGUUGUGGUGAUUGGUUGCGGGCCCGUUGGUCUCUGCGCACUCAUCAAUGCUGUCGACUACAAGCCAAAACACCUGUUCGCUGUCGACAGUAUCGAGAGCCGGCUGGAUCUUGCAAAGAGUCUCGGUGCUGAGCCUCUGAAUUUCCAAACCGACAGGGAGGGGUUGGACAAGAGGAUCAAAGAGGUGACCAACGGCCGCGGGGCUGAUGUCGUCAUUGAGGUGGUUGGGCUGAGCCCCGCAUUGAAAAUGGGUUUCGAGAUUCUCAGACCAUGGGGGAUUCCAUGGACUGGCAAUCAGGCCUACGGCAAGAACCUACGCAUCCAGAUGGGGCGAUGCCCAGUGCGGUCCAUCUUCCCGCAAGCGCUGGAGGCGCUCCAGCGCAAGCAGCACCUGCUGGGAUUCAUGGCGGACAAGAUCAUGCCGCUGUCGGAUGCAGUUGAGGGCUACGAUCUGUUUGAUAAGAUGAAGGCGCAGAAGGUGGUAUUCGCAGCGCAAAAGUAG
Molecule: messenger RNA, 1035 nt
Organism: Lasiodiplodia theobromae
Lineage: Eukaryota; Fungi; Ascomycota; Dothideomycetes; Botryosphaeriales; Botryosphaeriaceae
Product: alcohol dehydrogenase
Exons: 3
Coding region: 1-1035 (344 amino acids)
Molecular function (GO): zinc ion binding; oxidoreductase activity
Source: RefSeq, a predicted model, not a curated record